AUGGGCGACCCCUUCUCCGCCGCCAGCAGCGCAAUCGGAGUAAUCUCACUGGGCCUCCAAAUAGCCCAACAUCUAAUAACAUUCUGCCAAGCGUACCAGAGCUACGACGAAGAUGCGCAAAGAAUCGAAUCCAAAGCCGAGAGUCUGCGAAGACCGCUCAAGGCUCUCCGGGACAUCAUCGAGGAUGCACAAGUGUCUAACCCCGAGCUUGCAGAGGACCUCUCGGAGAAGGCGUUGGGUUUGCAGCGGAUGGUGAAUAGACUCAAGGCGACGAUUGAGCGGCAUUUACCGGUUAUUUCGGAUGGGCUUCCAGAGAAGAUUAAGGGCCAGUUGAAGAGGGUUGUUUAUCCGUUUCGGAGGGAUGGGUUGAAGGAGAUGUUUGAUGAUUUGGAUGGGAUUCAUAAUGCUCUGCAGACUACUUUGAGCAUACAUUCAACGCAGAAGAUGAAUCAGUUGGGAUUGAUGCAAGAGGCUAUUCUUGCGGAGGUGCAGCAGAUACGCAUCACUCUACAGGAAUAUCCCGAGGGAAUGCCACCCCCAGCAUUACUUAAAUCGUGGUGUGACAGCCACUGUGGUCAUGACAACACGUCAGUUGCAGAGACACAAAUUACAACAAGGACUUCGACCUCAGAACUCGCUAUUACGACGUCCUCUGAUUCUGCUGGCCAUGAAAUCUUGCCCUAUACCCCCAAGCCAAAUAAUAAAGCAGAAACUACAGCAAAAUCAUUCAAAUAUCUUAGUACUCUUCUUCGAGUCGCCGUCACGGCGUCCUUCUCACUGUCGAAAGGUGCCGGGGGGUUCUCUAUCGCGCCAUCCUUAAGUGUACAAACACUGUUGAACUAUAACGGAAGCACUCUCGAAUUGCAAAUCACCCAAUUUUUCGACUUGAAAAGAACGACUAUCUCUGAAUUUGACCAGACUGUCGACAACUGCAUUCGCCAAGUUCAACAAGCAUUUUCUGCUGGAAAGUCGAAGCCGUCGGAUAUCUUUUACUUAGACUAUGCACCCCGCGAUUACAACAUGGUGUCUUAUGUCGAUGCGUUGGUUCCGUUUGAUAUAGCAACCACGCGAGAACAACUUCCUGGGCUGCAUAAGCUUACGAGGUUCCUUGUCGACAAUGGUUCGCGGCCUAAUAACACGUUUAGUCAAGGAGCCUUAAGAGGAUUGCUUCGGUUUACGAGGUUUCAGGAGGAAGAAUAUGCGCUGGCUUCAUAUCUCGUUGCUCAUGGGGGUCCUUGUACCCUGGACAAUGGGACCUUGAACCAUAUUGAACGAUACAACAUAAAGUAUAUCCUCUCCAGAGACAGAGAGCUACUCGUUGUUCCCGAGGUUGCAAAGAUCAUAUUUCAAGAAUUAGAGCAGAAGCUGCUUUCCGGCUUGGAAUCUGGUCGGAUUCUUUCCAAUGACCAAGUGUGCGGAUGUUCUUUACUUCAGCUGGCGUUUGGAUGGCCAGAUGGUAUGAAGAUUCUUCUUGACGCAGGAGCGACUAUUGGUAAGAGAACCUUGAUCUCAUUCUGGGGCUGCCCCAGCUCCCUCAUUGAGAAGGACGUGGAGUUCAAUAGGUUUUACUAUUCCAACAAACUACUCUUAGAGAAGGGCAGUGGGUUGAGUAUAUCUGACUUGCAAGUUGCUGCUUCGCCAAAGUUACUGUCACUGUUCGCGAAUGAGCUUGCCAGGCGCCGAUGGAGACUCUGGAAACUGGCUCAAUCAUCUCUUCCCGCACAUGAAUUGCAAGCAUUCCAUGCACCUGAGAAGGCAGUCCCUGACAUGAAUGCUUCGAGAAUCUGUGCAGCGCUGGCUGCCCGUGGCAAAACUGUUGACUCCUCUCUUAUGGUCAAGAGCAACUAUGUCUCGGUUUAUGACCACCGGUCACUUCAGCCUAGAGUAAUGGAAGAAUUAUUGAAAGUGGGUUUCACGAAUUUUGACUCGCCAAGCCCCCAUGGGGUCACACCAUUGAUGGAGGUGUAUAAUUCAUACGUCGGUGGAGAGGAAGGUAUUGAAAGGAUGCUGUGGCUUCUCUCCAAGGGCGCAGAUAUUGAUCGCAAUUUACCCCUCUCCAAUGCAAAGACUGCACAUCUGGUUACGGUGCAACUCGUCGGCUUUCUUCUCGGUGCAUUGGAAUUUCAACGACCUGAUGAUAUUCCCGGUUACUGGACAAGCUGGGAAAACAAGAUUUUGAGGCACAGAAAAGACCUCUUUCGUUCUCCUUAUGUCGCGGACAACUGCAGAUGUGCUUGUUGCCCUUAUGGAUGCACAGUCAUCUCAGUGGCUCUGCGACAAGUGCUUGGGUGGCAUCAUUGGUUCCAGGUUUCGGUGCCUUCAUAUUGGCUUCGGCGCUUGCUAUGCUCGAUUAUCGGAUGGGUGAAUCUAGACCGAACCAUGGUGCAGAAUGUCAUCAGAAGUCUAACAUUCGAUGCCCUGGGUCUCAAGCACACUUGUUGUACUGAAAUUGACGGUGUACUUGGGUCCCGCGACAGGAAGACUGCAGAUGAAAUAGAGGGUCGAGACGAGGAAGAAAUUGCGGAGAUCCGAGAAGAGUGUAUGAAGGGGAUUGAAGAGCUUGAGCAGCUAAUGCUUGAGUUUGAAGCAACAUUUGACGAGCUUGGCCUUCCAUUAAUCGAAUUCCUUACGGGCUACUGGCAUACCCGCAUGGUGCAGCACCUCCUGAAGCGUGAUCCAUAUAACGAGGAACAUGAACGAGAGACAAGAAACAUAGGGGUGAUUCUACAGGCGGAAGAUGAAGAUUUGAACAGAGUCUCUCUUCUGAUCGGUGCGCAAAUCAAGGAGGCCAGUAAUGUUCUCGACGGCUGUUGUGAUUUUUGCACUUGA
This is a messenger RNA of Penicillium daleae, 2829 nucleotides long. RefSeq lists its product as uncharacterized. Bases 1 to 2829 code for a protein of 942 amino acids. The transcript is spliced from 5 exons. Lineage: Eukaryota; Fungi; Ascomycota; Eurotiomycetes; Eurotiales; Aspergillaceae. The record is from RefSeq and is a predicted model, not a curated record.